Molecule: messenger RNA, 1851 nt
Organism: Phalaenopsis equestris
Lineage: Eukaryota; Viridiplantae; Streptophyta; Magnoliopsida; Asparagales; Orchidaceae
Product: DNA polymerase delta small subunit
Exons: 15
Coding region: 209-1513 (434 amino acids)
Biological process (GO): DNA replication; DNA strand elongation involved in DNA replication
Cellular component (GO): delta DNA polymerase complex
Molecular function (GO): DNA binding
Source: RefSeq, a predicted model, not a curated record
GCCCAUACGAGCCACACCACUUCACGUUGCCACAUCCAAUUUAAACAUGGGACGCACAAACAGCAGCUGCAUUAGCACCAGGGCAGUUGAUCCCUCGCGCCCAUUCGACGGGGGCGAAACCCUCUAAGAAGCAAAGCCGGUUCUAAAAUCCAAAACCCUUCACCAAACUUUUCCCGCCACGGAUAGCGCAACCAUACAGGACGGCGAGAUGAAGCUCUUCGAGAGGAAGCAAGCGAUCUACAAAACCCUAGAUGAAAGGUAUUUGAUCAAUGGGCAAAGGUACAAGGGGCAGCAGUACAGCCAGAUCUACUUUGCUCGCCUUCACCACUUAAGGAAUUUACUGCACUCUCCUGUGACCAACUGGAAGCCUCAUCUCCAGGUCAAUACAGUUCUUGAACUUGAGGAAAACAAAGAAUGUGUUAUAGUUGGAACUAUCUACAAGCACAUGAAGCUGAAGCCUUCAAUUCUAGAUGAGUACUCUAAAGAGAGAACUGCAGUACCACUUGUCAAACCACAUAAUUUUUUGCAUCCGGAUGACCAUCUUAUUUUGGAAGAUGAGAUAGGAAGAGUUAAACUGAAAGGAUCUUUGCUUAUUCCUACAGAUUUUGUGACAGGAAUUGGAUUAGCGCUUCAUGGAAAGAAAACAAGUGAGGGUGAUUUUCUGGUUCUAGAUGUUUUGGAAGCUGGCCUGCCCCGACAAAUUAAACCGCGUGCUCAGUUAGGAGAAGACAAGUAUGUUGUUUUUAUUUCAGGAGUAAAUGUUGGAAGCAAUAUUUUUAAUCCGCUACAAUUCCAGCUUUUUGUUGACCAUGUAACUGGGCAUUUGGGCGGUGAGAAUGAACAAAAAAUCGCUUCUGAAAUUGUUCGCGUAGUAAUUGCUGGAAAUUCAAUUGGAAUUCCUCAGGGUGUUCUUAAUGGACAGGCAUUAACUGCUGAGGAUCAAUCAAAGCUAAUUGAGCCAAUUAAGGAGAUUGAUAUCCUACUAACACAGCUUGUUGCAGCUGUGCCUUUGGAUAUGAUGCCAGGCCCUAUAGACCCUGCAAAUUUUUUUUUACCACAACAGCCACUGCAUCAAUGCCUUUUCCCUGGAGCAUCUGCUUAUAAUACAUUCUUCUCAUGCACAAAUCCACAUCAAUUUGAACUUGAUGGUUUUCAGUUCCUUGGAACAUCUGGUCAAAACAUUGAUGAUCUUGAGAAGUAUUCCAGUGCCAAAACUAAGCUUGAAUUUGUUGAGAGGACGUUGCGAUGCAGGCAUCUGGCUCCUACUGCGCCUAACACCCUUGGUUGUUACCCCUUUACUGAAAAGGAUCCUUUCUUCAUUGAGAGCUGUCCAAACGUUUACUUUGUUGGAAAUCAGGAAAAAUAUGAAACUCGUUUAUUACAGGGACCUGAGAAACAACUGGUGAGACUAAUCUGCAUUCCCCGGUUUUCUGAGUCUGGCGUUGCUGUUAUGCUAAAUCUAAAGAAUUUCGAUUGCCAUACUCUGAAUUUCUCAGCAGACCUGGACCCCUGACUGCAUAGUCCGCAACAUUUGCUGCUGCCAUACUGUUUGAAGUACCAGUGAAUCAGUAAUGCAACUUGGUCUACUCAUGAGAUCAACUAAAGCCUCAAGAAGAAAUUACACGUCUAUAAGAUGCUUUUUCACACUUCCAUUGACCACCUGAAUUUUUAGCUGGAUCUGUCUUGACAUCCAGAUCAAUGUUCAGAAUGCAGUAGAUUAAACAAUUCUGUUACAUUUAAUUUAAUUGCCUGUACUAGAGAUUGAAUGGUACAUUGGAGCUGGGUUCGCAGAUUUGAGCCUUCUCAAAUAUCCCUUUGUUAGUGUACUGCCAGUUACUAAUCGGUUUCUUA